UUCCGGCGGGGAGCUUUGGGAGAGGCGGGGCCGGCUGCCUGGUGUGUGGGAAGCAUAUAGGAGAGGUCCGGAGGUUGCUGUUACUGUUCAAGCUCUUCUCGGUGUGUCACUCUCACUCUGUACUAAGCCGCUCUCGCUAUGGGUGACAAGGAGUUCAUGUGGGCCCUAAAAAAUGGCGACAUGGACGCCGUGAAGGAGUUUCUAUGUGGGGGUGUGGAUGUAAAUCGAAUGCUUGAAGGUGGAAGGAAGCCUCUUCACUAUGCAGCAGAUUGUGGCCAGGAUGAGACUUUGGAAUAUCUUCUAUCAAAAGGGGCGGAUAUAAAUGCUGCAGACAAGCACGGCAUCACUCCACUUCUAUCUGCCUGCUAUGAGGGUCACCUUAACUGUGUCAAGUUGCUUCUAUCCAAGGGAGCUGAUAAGUCAGUGAAAGGCCCAGAUGGACUCAAUGCAUUGGAAUCCACAGACAACCAGGCUAUUAAAGAUCUACUGCAAUGAUGGACUGGAGCUUGUCUAUAUAGUUUGCCUCUUGUGUGGCCUCUCACUGCUGCCUGUCUUUCUUUCUCUGCCAGUUUCUUCAUCUCCUCAUUUUAUAUUUAAUGAUGUAGGGUACAAUUAAGAAUACAACCUUGAAAUUAAAAAAAAAUCCAUCAGCAGUUUUGGGCUUUAAAAAAAAAAAAAAAAAAAAUCUUGUUUCUAAAAAAAAUGUUUGGUCUAAUUUAAAUAGACACCUUUAGCAGAUUUGAAUUAUUUUAUUUACUAUACCUUGGAUAUUAAAUAUAUUUAAACAACUGCUCUGGUUUCUCGGUUUGAGAGCCUGUAAUACAUUGCUCAUAGCAAAUGUUUAUGCUUAGCCUGCAUUCAUUGCACAUCCCUCUAGCAGUGUUAUGUUGAAUGUUUUCUAACUUUGGAUCAGAAUGUAAUUUAAUAAAAAGUAACCACUUACUGACAGCCUUGAGAAUCAACAAAGAAUAUAAUACAAAGACAAUCUUAUACAGCAGCAGCAGCACUGUAUUAGGAUGUUGUUAAUAUUCUACAACAUUUGCUUCAAGAGGGUUAUUUAGAAGAACGUAUUCAGCUUUAUUUUGGGAUGUUCUCAGCAAUGUACAGCAAAAGUCAGCUCCUCCGGAUUCCUUCGGCUGAAUGUGUUUUCUUUCUACAAGUUGCCUUCAUAAACGGUGUAUAUUCCUGAAUUAGUUUUUUUUUUUUUUUUACAUUUUAGCACAAAAUACAUUUGAAAAAAAACUUUUGAAUUUGAUAAACAUGUUUCCAGUUUAGUAAAUAUCUUAAAUGCACUUAUGACGGUAAAACUGUUUAAAGCGUCUAAGCACUCUUUCAUGUAACUGAAGACAGAGAGCUGUAGAAUACAAAUGGGUUGCUGUGACUGUUUUAAUGAAUGCCUGAUUUUCUUGAGCAGAUUUUGUUUUGUAAAAAAAAAAAAAAAGUUUAAAAUCUAAUUCAUUCUGGUUUAUUAAUUCCCAAAACAUGUUUUUUCUACAAUAUAUUGUCAUUUAUUUACUUAAUAUUUUAACAUACCUCAAAUGCUCUGGUGUUUUGCUGACCUCAAAAAAGAGAUGUUUAAUUAGGGUGGAAUUACCAAUAUUAGAGCUAUAAAAGAAAUUUGCACUUUUUUGUGUGUUUGGGGGGGGGAGCCAAUUGUUAGUGUACCUCUCAUUUGGGUCAACUGUAGCCUAUUUUAAAAGCAAAUGAUUUUGUGCAAUUAAAAGCUUUGCACAAUUCCCACUACUAUUUCUUAGUUAAAGCAUUACCAGUUUCGCUACGUUUUAAUAUCGCAAACUUACCAUAGACAAAAUCUAAAUGCCAGCAGACCCUCUUGAACAGCAUUUAUUUCAAGCUAUACACAGCACUCCAAAUUUCCAGUCCAGUCUUGUUUGAUUUACUCUUUGUUAAACUAUUAAAGUCCUAAAAUUUAAACUAAGAUAUAUUUUAAACAUUUUAUUACACGGAUUCCAUGGAUAUUUUCAGAACAGCAAUUCCAUGUAAUCAUAUCCAUAUAUUCUUCAUACGAAUCUUAAAAAUGUGAGAUCUACAUUAAAGUAUGUUAAUGGCACACAAUUGGAUGUUUAUUUUUUAGUUUAAGAUCAGAAUUGUAAAUUGUCAUUUUGUAAAUCGCUCUCAGAAAACAAUCCGUGUACUUCAUUUCUGACUUUUGUGAUUCAUUAAUGUUAUUUUUAUAUGUGAGACUGGUACUCAUAGAUUAAAAGGACAUAAAUCAAUAGUAA
Molecule: messenger RNA, 2240 nt
Organism: Bombina bombina (fire-bellied toad)
Lineage: Eukaryota; Metazoa; Chordata; Amphibia; Anura; Bombinatoridae
Gene: MTPN
Product: myotrophin
Exons: 4
Coding region: 139-495 (118 amino acids)
Biological process (GO): regulation of barbed-end actin filament capping
Cellular component (GO): nucleus; cytoplasm
Molecular function (GO): protein binding
Source: RefSeq, a predicted model, not a curated record